Molecule: messenger RNA, 424 nt
Organism: Racocetra persica
Lineage: Eukaryota; Fungi; Glomeromycota; Glomeromycetes; Diversisporales; Gigasporaceae
Source: the annotation of a GenBank genome assembly
GUUCUCAGAACUGGUCUCUAAAGUUCGAGAAUCAUAUCUGAUCCAAGAAAUAACACCGAAAGAGUUACAUGCUUCACUUAAUAGCAACACUUCCACUAUCACAAAACCAAAUAUAAUAUUGAUUGAUGUUCGUGAAAAAGAUGAACAAUUACGUGGUAUCAUACCAACCGCUAUACCAUUACCACGUGGAGUUCUUGAAAGAGAUAUUGAACGGAAAGUCGUUAGUAUUGAUGAAGUUAAUUCAGAAACCAGUAGAAAUGUUAUUCUUUAUUGUGCUGGUGGUUUAAGAAGUAUCAUGGCAGCAGAAAGUUUGAUUAGAUUGGGAUACAAAAAAGAAAGUGUCAAGAGCCUGAAAGGUGGUUAUGAUGAGUGGAAAAAAAGUGGUUUUCAAGUUAUGGAUUAUGAUUCUUCGAAGAAAACGUGA